AUGAAUAUAACUGAAAAAUUAGAACGUGCAUUAUCAGAUAUUGCACCAUUUUUAUGUGAUAUAUUUAUAGAAUAUUCACAUAUUCUUACAAAAAAAUUAUUACCAAGUGGUUUACAUGUACUUAAACAAACAGCAUCUAUUGUUGAACUUGUUAUGUUAUUAUUUAAUGAAGGACGUUUAUUAUCACAUACAAGUAAAGAUCAUGUUGUUAAAGUAGCUAAUGAAGCUGAUUUUAUACUUAAUCGUAUGCGUGCUGAUGAUAUAUGUAAAGCAAGUGAAUUUGAACAAUUAUCAGCACAAACAACAGUUGAACGUAAAUCUGAAGAACAAUUAUAUGAACAUUUUAUAACAGGAGUACGUCAACGACAUCAAGUUAUAGCAUCACAUGAUUUAAGACGACGACAACGUUUAAUACGUAAUCCAAAUGGUUCUAUACAUAGUGAAGCAAAACAAAAAUCAUCAUUUAAUGGUAUUAAUGAUGAUAUAAUAACAUCUGUUAUACAAGAAGAAAAUUUAUUAAAACAACAAAAAAUACAAAAUUUUAAUCAAACAAUAUCAGAUGAUGAUGAAAAAGAUCUUGAUCAAGAUUUUUCAGGACCAAUAUGUUUUUCAACUGAAUGUUUCAUUAAUUUGUGGUACAACUAUUACACAUGGUACUUUAGCUAUGACACAUAA
Messenger RNA from Rotaria sp. Silwood1, 675 nucleotides. The record is from the annotation of a GenBank genome assembly. NCBI's taxonomy places the organism in Eukaryota, Metazoa, Rotifera, Eurotatoria, Philodinida, Philodinidae.